Molecule: messenger RNA, 2773 nt
Organism: Habropoda laboriosa
Lineage: Eukaryota; Metazoa; Arthropoda; Insecta; Hymenoptera; Apidae
Gene: Xpc
Product: DNA repair protein complementing XP-C cells homolog
Exons: 5
Coding region: 83-2773 (896 amino acids)
Biological process (GO): nucleotide-excision repair; mismatch repair
Cellular component (GO): XPC complex; nucleus; cytoplasm
Molecular function (GO): single-stranded DNA binding; damaged DNA binding
Source: RefSeq, a predicted model, not a curated record
AUGUGAUAUGAUGCAAGACAACCGGUUGACAAUUAAAGAGCAAUAAUAAUACAAAAUUUCGUGGUAGUACAGCUGUUUUAAAAUGAACGGUUUAUCAGAGGAAGAUAGCUCCGAUAGUAGUAGCGAGUAUUCGGUUGAUCCAGAUAAAAUUAAACCAAGUUCCAGCUUCUUCAUAGAGAAAAAGGCGAAGGUCACGAAAGCCGCGAGUAAAAGUGACAGUGAGAAUGAAAGCACCGAUGAUACAGAAUUAGAAGAUGCCAGUCAAGGAAAUAAUAUUGAACUAUUCACUCAAGUGUUGAAGAAUUUAGAGUAUUCACAGAAACUUGAAGUUAAGGAUGAAAAUGUCGAGAAAAAACAGUCAUUCUCAGACUCUUCCAUAUCGCAGAAGGAAAAAGAGAAAGCACAGAAAAUGAAAAUAGAAGUAAAUGCUACCUCUUCUUUCAAUGAAAUAGAAGAACUUUUACUUCAGGGUGAGACUAGUGUAAGUUCUCCAUCCAAAAAAGGUGUUGGAGCUGUAACUUUAAAGAAUGAAAAAGAUACUGAAGUUCCCACUGAAUACACUAUUCCUGAAGAUGGUGUUAAAAUCAUUCUGCCUGGUACCAGUGUGAUGUUAAACAGAAGGAAAAAGGGAGGUCAGGAUCUAAAAGCAAUUUUGAGGAAACGAUUAAGGGCUAGCCAAAUAUUAGUAGAAAAGGUAGGAUUGCUAUGUUGGUUGGCAUAUGGGUUUAAUUUGAACCAUCAAAUUAAUCAGCCUGAAAUAAUGUCUGGUGUAUUAUCAUUAAUUUCAACUUGUAACUACCCAAAAAAUAGAAUUGAUCUUUCAUAUUUAGAAAAAUUCACAAAAUGGUUUAAGAAUGUAUUCACAUUUGAGGCUAUUGAAAGCAGUGGCAAUGGACGAAUAGAUAAAGAAACAUUGUUAAAGAUACUGCAGGAAAAGAAAAUUUCUAAUUACAAGGAGCUGGUACUGUUGUACAUUGCUACACUAAGAGCUCUGGGUUUAAAUUGUCGGCUGGUUAUAUCUCUUUGUCCUCCUCAUCGGGCAUUUAGUGAUGAUCCAUUAUUUAAAGUUGUCACAAAAGGACAAGAAACUGAAUCAAAAAGUAGAUCUAAGGGACAAACUUCAAAGAGAAACAAAGAAAAGGAGAAGAAAGCUUCUGAUAAAACAUUAGUUCAAAAUGGUUCAGAGGCAAAAAAAAAUGCCAACAUUGAAGCUAAAAAAAGGGCAGCUGAAAUUUUGCACUCAAAGUCACAGAGAAAGGCAAAAAAAUAUAAGUCUGAUACUAAAGAAGAUUCCAAAGCUGAGAAUGAGGAAACUAAACAAUCAAAUGCUAAAAGUAAAGAAAAGAAAAACGAACCUAAAGUUGUAGAACAAGAAAAGAGUUUAUCUAGCUUAAGGCAAUUAAGAUAUCGCAAAGUUAAUGGAAACUCUGAAGAUAACAAAGCAAUACAAUCCACAGAUCCAUCUUCAAAGUCUGAUGGUACAAAAAUAAAAAAUUAUAUAGAAGAAGAUUCAACAACUGACUCUGAUUCAGAAUUUCAACCUAAAUCAAAGAAUUUAGCAAAAAAGUAUUGGAAUGAUGAUAAAAAAGAAGUACCAAAACAUUCUAAGAAUGUUAAGAAAAAUAAUAAAAAAUUAAUAUCCUCUGACAGUGAAGACAAUGAAACAAAUAAGACAAAGAAAACACAAAACAUUUGGGCUGAAAUAUAUUUAGAAUCAGAGGAAAGUUGGAUCUGUGCUAGUGUGAUGGAUGAAAAAAUCCAUUGUGUAACUGAGGUAUAUAAAAAAGCAGAAAAACCUGUAUUGUAUGUAGUAGCUUGGAACUCUGAAAGUUUAAUAAAGGAUGUGACUAGGCGCUACUGUCCACACUGGCUCACAAUAACGCGCAAACAACGUAUUGAUGAGAAAUGGUGGCUGGAAACCCUCUCCUAUUGGAAAGAGAAAGAUACUGUUAUUUCUAAAGCUGAAAAUGAAAUGCUAUUACAAAGAGAAUUGGAGCAGCCAUUGCCUAAAACGAUUGGUGAAUGCAAAGGCCACCCGUUAUACGUCAUCGUAAGGCAUCUACUCAAAUUCGAAGCACUAUAUCCUCCAGACUGUGUACCUUUGGGUCAUACUAAUACAGGUGAAGCUAUUUAUUCGCGUCACUGUGUACAUACACUUUGUUCAAGGGAGACGUGGUUGAAAAAAGCCAGGGUCGUAAAACCGAACCAAGAACCUUAUAAAAUAGUCAAGGCUCGUCCAAAAUAUGACAAACUGUCGGGAAUGAAAAUUAAGGACUCUGCUUUGGAAAUAUUUGGCGAAUGGCAGACUAUGGAAUACGAACCACCGGUGGCAAAAGAUGGUAUUGUACCACGUAACGAGUACGGAAACGUGGAUUUAUUCAAACAAUGCAUGCUGCCAAAAGGCACAGUCCAUAUAAAUCUUCCGGCAUUGAAUCGAAUUGCCAGAAAACUUAAUAUCGAUUGUGCACCAGCCGUGGUGGGCUUUAAUUUUGGGAGUAUGGGUGCGGUACCAGCAUUAGAGGGUUAUGUUGUUUGUACUGAAUAUGAAGAUACAUUACGAGAAGCUUGGGAAGCUGAGCAAGUAGAAGCGAUUAAACGAGCGAAAGAGAAGCAGGAGAAACGGGUUUAUGGAAAUUGGAAGAGGCUGAUUCACGGUUUGCUCAUAAGGGAGCGACUAAUAGCAAAAUACCAGUUUUCGAAGGAAAUAAAAACAGUAGCUAAUAAAAGAACGAAACACAAGAAUACAGAUGUGAAGAAAAGUAAAGUCUCUUGA